UAUAAAAGCUCGCGUAAAAUAUUGCAAGGCAAAAAUGGGAUGCCUCCAGGAAUCAUGUCACGUGGAGAUCUACAGCGCGUCAAGCAUAAGGCGCAUACGGUCUAUGGGCGGGAACGCAACGCAGGUUUCCAAGUUUUUAAAUUAAAUGUAUUGGGAGGAGGCAUCUCGUAGCAUCGAUAUACCUGCUUGGUUUACCCAAAUACCUAAGCUGGUUCAAAAUGUGGCGCGCGUUAAGCAGCUGUGAAAAUGGCUACUGAGCGAUUUCACAAUUUCUUUUUGGGGAAAGAGCAAAUAUAAAAUAUUUCACAACUCAAAUAUAAGGUUUCCUAACGUAAGUUCAUAUCAAGUUUUGGUUGUUCCAGGCUUUCCACUGCGGAACUGAAGACUAAAACGAUAUUCGAGCGGACAAAAGCUUUCCUCAAGUAGCGGUACUUCGCGAGUGUCUGCUCUGCAACGUCUGCGUUCCGGCGCUGAGUGGGAACAAAGUGGCAAUGCGUGAGGCCAACAAGUGGCGCGCCAACAUCAGCCGGACAUUCGAGGACAAGGCCGAGACUGAUUUUCAGGUGUGCGGCCAAUUCGUCCACACCAAAGAACCAGCCCAGGCUAGCUGCCCUGGGAACCACGAGGAAGCCGUCUGCCUCCACAUUACGCACAGUAACUGGGAGGCACUCAGCUGCGGCCGGGUGCCGCUCGACUCGGACCUGCGGUGCUCAAAUGAGCGUGGUCUGACAGUCUGCCCGUGCAACGUUGCGCGCUGUAACGCCGCCGACCGGGUGCAGCAGUGGGAGGCCAAGUCCAGCGCGCCGCCGGCCGGCGGCCAGGGAGCGGCCACCCUUCCAGCCCUGCUCGUCCUCACGCUGGCCGCCGCCUGCUAAAUGACGGCGGCCAGCGCGCCGCGAUCCCGGCGGCGGAGCCUCGUGCGGCGGAGACCUGAUCAGCUGAACCCACCGCGGCGCGGACUACCACGACCCAGGUCGAGAGGCAGGGACCCUGCGGCGGAGAUUUUCGCGACGGAAAUUUCCGCGGCGGUGACCCACAGGUGGAGAUCCGCGGCGCAGGCUUACGACGCGGAGACCCGAGCGCAGGAGAGCUCCCCAGCGGGGAUUGAACGGCGGUGCUUGCUGCAGCCGAGACGCACCGGCGGAGAGCCGGGCGGCGGUGAUCAGCCCCCGCGGGAGCGUGACCUGUCGUUACGGAACACUCGCGUGCGCGCCGAAUCCCUGCGGGGGAUUAGUACUCAUGG
Molecule: messenger RNA, 1243 nt
Organism: Pollicipes pollicipes
Lineage: Eukaryota; Metazoa; Arthropoda; Thecostraca; Pollicipedomorpha; Pollicipedidae
Exons: 4
Coding region: 492-875 (127 amino acids)
Source: RefSeq, a predicted model, not a curated record